AUGGACUCCUCAUUUAAGCUGACACAACCAUCCUCUUCAUCGUCAUUAUCUGGCCUCCAGUCCGUGAUGGGUGGUGUUACAUCUAAGCUAAAGCACCGCCCACCAUCAUCCACCAUCCAACCUCCAUGCCUUGUUGUUUUGACACUUGGCAGCAGCUUUGAAAGCCUUCCUCGCCUUUUCCAUGAAGUUCAAGAGGAUUUGUGGAAUGGACAUUUUGGUUUAAAGGACUUCUGUGCUGUCUGUACUCAUAGUCUUUGGUCAGAUGUAACAGUAAGAUAUAGUUCUGUGAAGUUAAACUUAUGCAUAGACUGUGUAUACAUGUGUUUGCCCACACUUGACGGCUAA
Molecule: messenger RNA, 345 nt
Organism: Xyrichtys novacula (pearly razorfish)
Lineage: Eukaryota; Metazoa; Chordata; Actinopteri; Labriformes; Labridae
Source: the annotation of a GenBank genome assembly